This is a messenger RNA of Ilex paraguariensis (yerba mate), 1935 nucleotides long. The record is from the annotation of a GenBank genome assembly. NCBI's taxonomy places the organism in Eukaryota, Viridiplantae, Streptophyta, Magnoliopsida, Aquifoliales, Aquifoliaceae.
AUGAGAGCAUCGCUAACGUCGUCGCUUCCCCUCUCUAGACACCUCCAUCACUACAGCGAUGGAAUCCAUCGCUCUUCCCUAUUUCCACCUCGUUGCUUUCGCUUCCUCCCCCGCUCACUCCCUAUGUUCCAUAAUUUCAAGUCGCUACCCAAAAUGUCCCCAAAAUCACCAAACCGCCCUGUUUUCGCUGUCAGAAACUCGAGUUCAAUCACCGCCAAGCCCUCCUCUGAGUUUAGAAAGAAGCACAAUGACUCAGACCAAGACGAGAAACUUCGGGCUCUCCGCGAUCUCUUCUCGAAACCCGGAAUCGGCAUUGACGCCUAUGUCAUUCCUUCCCAGGACGCUCAUCAGAGUGAGUUCAUUGCUGAAUGUUAUAUGAGGAGAGCCUUUAUAUCAGGUUUUACUGGUAGUGCUGGCACUGCUGUUGUCACGAAAGAUAAAGCAGCUCUUUGGACAGACGGGCGAUAUUUUCUCCAGGCAGAGAAGCAGUUGAGCUCUAGCUGGAUUCUCAUGCGAGCAGGUAAUUUGGGGGUGCCUACCACCAGUGAAUGGCUAAAUGAUGUUUUGGCUCCUGGUUGCCGAAUUGGCAUUGAUCCUUUUCUUUUUUCUUCUGAUGCUGCAGAAGAAUUAAAGGAGGCCAUAUCUAAAAGGAAUCACGAGUUGGUCUACUUAACGGAUUUUAAUCUCGUGGAUCAAGUAUGGAAAGAAUCAAGGCCGAAGCCUCCAAGCAAACCAAUUAGAGUGCAUGAUGUAAAGUAUGCUGGUUUAGACGUGUCAUCAAAACUGUCUUCCCUGAGGUCAGAACUGAUUGAUGCUGGCUCGGCGGGAAUUGUUGUCUCUAUGCUUGAUGAAGUUGCCUGGCUGUUGAACUUGCGUGGUAAUGAUGUUCCACAUUCACCUGUCAUGUAUGCAUACUUAAUCGUGGAAAUUGAUGAAGCAAAAUUGUUUGUUGAUAAUUCUAAAGUCACCCCAAAAGUGAUGGAUUACUUGAAGAAUGCAGGGAUUGAGUUGAGACCAUAUGAAUCCAUUCUUUCAGAAAUCGAAAGACUGGCAGCACAAGGGGCACAACUUUGGCUGGAUACCGCAUCUGUUAAUGCUGCUAUUGUACACACCUAUAGAUCUACCUGUGAUAAGUAUUUCCAGAGCCUUGGGAAUAAACACAAAAAAAUGGACCUGACGAAUCAUGACUCUGGUAGUCGAUCUGGGGGAACCACUGCAGUUUACCGGACUUCUCCUAUUUCUAUGGCUAAGGCGGUGAAAAAUCAUGCUGAAUAUGAAGGGAUGCGUAAUUCACAUCUAAGGGAUGCAGCUGCUCUUGCACAAUUUUGGGCCUGGCUGGAAGAGGAAAUCCAGAAGGAUGUGGUUUUGACAGAGGUGGAAGUUGCAGACAAACUUCUUGAUUUCCGUUCAAAGCAAGCCGGCUUUCUUGAUACAAGCUUUGACACUAUAUGUGGUUCUGGUGCAAAUGGUGCUAUAAUCCAUUACAAACCAGAGCCGGAUUGUUGUAGCAUUGUGGACUCCGAGAAACUCUUCCUAUUGGAUAGCGGGGCUCAGUAUAUUGAUGGAACAACGGACGUGACGAGGACAGUACACUUUGGUGAACCUUCUGCACGACAGAAAGAAUGUUUCACCCGAGUUCUACAGGCUACUAGGCAAAGUCCUUUGGUGCCGACAAAUGGAGAUAACCUGAAAGGAGCAGGAGCAGCCAUAGAAAAAAUAAGUCCCAACCCGCAAAUAUCAAGCAGCAGCAAGAAGCAACUGUCCAAACCCAACAAAAAGACAACCACAAAUAAAGAGAAACAAAUUCCCUGCAAACCACACAAGAAUAUCAACCAAGUGAAUAUAUUUUACCGCAAUUUUUGGCUGAAGAAAAGAAUUAAAACCAUUCAACAUGCAACUUGGAAACUUACAGUAAAGUUCUUAGAUUGGAUGUAG